Molecule: messenger RNA, 1897 nt
Organism: Cinclus cinclus
Lineage: Eukaryota; Metazoa; Chordata; Aves; Passeriformes; Cinclidae
Gene: PML
Product: PML nuclear body scaffold
Exons: 6
Coding region: 2-1621 (539 amino acids)
Biological process (GO): PML body organization; positive regulation of DNA-templated transcription; intrinsic apoptotic signaling pathway in response to DNA damage
Cellular component (GO): PML body; nucleoplasm; chromatin
Molecular function (GO): ubiquitin-protein transferase activity; zinc ion binding
Source: RefSeq, a predicted model, not a curated record
CAUGCCCGAGAGCCCCGCCGCGCCCCCGCCGCCCCCGCCAGAUGGAGACGGAACCGGAGACGGAACCGAGGCCCCCGCGGAGCCGCUCCCCGCCGCGAGCACCCCCCCGCCGGAGGUGGAGGAGGAAGAUGAGGAUGAAGAUUUCCAGUUCCUGCGGUGCGAGGGCUGCGGGCAGGACUCGGCGCAGCCGCGGCUGCUGAGCUGCCUGCACACGCUGUGCCCCGGCUGCCUGAGCGACACCAAGCAGUGCCCGCUGUGCCAGGCGGCCGCGGGUGCGCCCAUCAUGGACAACCUGCUCUUCUCCAACCUGCGGAGCCGCCUGCAGGUCUGGAGGCAGAUCCGGAGCUCCGGAGGGCCCGGCUGCAGCCGCUGCAAGGGCGAGGCGGCGCUGGUGUGGUGCUCGGACUGCGAGGAGUUCUUCUGUGCCAGGUGCUUCGAGGAGCACCAGUGGUGGCACAAGAAGAAGGCGCACAGGGUCAGGAAGGUGGAGGAGCUGCGGGCGGGCUCGGCGCGGCAGUUCCUGGAGGACACCAAAACCUCCUGCAGCCUCUUCUGCUCCAGCGCCAGCCACCCCGAGGAGAGCCGCGUGUGCAGCAUCUACUGCCCUCGCUGCGAGCGGGCUCUGUGCUGUCCGUGCGCGCUGCUGGACACCCGCCACGCUCCUUUCCGCGACCUCCGCACCGAGAGCCGCCGGCGCCAGGACGAGCUGCGCUCCCUCCGCCGGGACCUGCGACGGCUCCGCGGCGGCUUCGAGGCGGCUCUGGCGCGGCUGCGGAGCGAGGCCUCCCGGCGAGAGGAACAGCGGGAGCGGCUGCGGGAGCGCGUCCGUGCCAGCGCCGAGCGCCUGGAGCAGCUGGUGCGGAAGGAGGCGGAGGAGCUGCGGGCGCUGCUGGAGGCGCGGCCGGAGCGCGGCCGGAGCGGGCUGGCGGAGGAGCUGAGCGGCGCCGAGGGGGCCCUGCUGCGGCUGGAGGCGGCCGAGAGGCUGGUGGAGAGGCUGGGGCGCUACGGCGGCGAGCAGGAGCUGAUGGACAUGCAGCCCUUCGUCAAGGGCGCGCUGCUGCAGCUGCAGCGGCUGCGGCCGCCCCAGCCCCCGGAGCUGCGCGAACCCCCGGACUUCGCCGAGUGCCGGGCGCGGCUGCGGGCGCUGGUGGAGCGGGUCACGGGGCGCCCUGAUGUCCCUGAGGUCGAGGUGGCCCUGGAGGACAACCUGGAGGAGGAUCCAAUCCAUCCCAAAAUCCAGAGCGUCUCCAGCCUUGAGGAGAUCCACAUGGACCAGGUGAGGCCCAUCACACCCAGGUGGGAUCCAGGCGUUCCCUCCCCAAUCCCAAUCCUACUUUUCCAGCCUCUUCCACACUCCUGGAACAAGCGGCCUCUUCCCUGCAUGGAGAGGGGCAGCCAGAUGUCUCCCAAAAUCCUGAAGCUGGAAUGUGACCAGGAGCCAGGCCCCAGCCAUCCCAAAUCCCACUGGGAAUUCCAGACAGAGCCCGGCCCCUCCACGUCGCGGCACAACUGCGUCCGCACUGGUGACGCAGAGAGCAGCAGCAUCAUCAUCUGCAGCUCGGACGACAGCGACGAGGACACCGUGGUGGUGACGGUGACGCCGGAGCCACCUCCAUGCUGAUGCCCCAGGGAAUCAUCCAGUCUCAUCCCAGAAUCCCCCUUCCAAGAUUUCCACUUGGAGUUUUGUCUUUUUGGCCAAUCCCAGAUCUAUUCUUGGACUGAGCUUCCGGUCUUCCGGAGUGGCCCUGAAUCCUGCUGGAUCUGCUGAGAUUUCCCCUUCAAGGCUUCGAGGUUCCUUUGGGAAUUAUGUUCUCCCCUUAAAUCCCAAUCAGGUUGAUCCCAAAAUAAAACUGGAUAUGGGAUUUGGGAUCUGUGCCAGCAGAUCCCAUUCCUAAGC